CCCCCAUGCUGGACGCCAGCCUUUAAAAGAGACACAUGUUUGCUUUGAAUACACACGCUGAUUGAGACAGAGAGCGGCUACUGACUAACACACAGUCAUCAUGUCCACUGGUGGAGAGAAGUCCAAGCCUGCCUCCCAGCCUGAUGGGAAGGCUGCUCAUACUCAGAAGAGAACCGAGAUGGGCGUGGGAAACUACAAGAUGUAUGUGUAUGAUCAGGAGAACUUUCAGGGCCGCAUGAUGGAGAUCUCCAACGAGUGCAUGAACGUGUGUGAAAUGGGCAUGGAUAGAGUGCGUUCCCUCCGCGUGGAGUGCGGCCCUUGGGUGGGUUGGGAGCAGAUGAACUUCUGUGGAGAGAUGUACAUCUUGGAGAAGGGUGAGUACCCCCGCUGGGACUGCUGGAGCAACUGCCACAGGAACGACUACCUGCUGUCCUUCAGACCUGUCAGAAUGGACCCAGAAAAGCAUAAGAUCUGUCUUUAUGAAGUUGGUGAUUUCAAGGGUCGUAAGAUGGAGAUUAUGGAUGACGAUGUUCCCAGUAUGUACACCUUCGGCUUUACCGACCGCGUCGGCAGCAUCAUGGUCAGCUGUGGCACUUGGGUGGGCUACCAGUAUCCUGGUUACCGUGGCAGCCAGUACCUGCUGGAGAAGGGCGACUACCGUCACUUUAAUGAGUACGGCGCCCGUCAUCCCCAGUUUCAGUCCGUCAGGCGCAUCCGGGACAUGCAGUGGCACCCAGAUGGCUGCUACACUAUGGCCACCAAGUGAGGGCUAGGGAGGAC
Messenger RNA from Carassius auratus (goldfish), 780 nucleotides. RefSeq names its product beta-crystallin B1-like. Gene Ontology annotation, biological process: visual perception; lens development in camera-type eye. The coding region runs from base 101 to 766 and encodes 221 amino acids. Gene Ontology annotation, molecular function: structural constituent of eye lens. Lineage: Eukaryota; Metazoa; Chordata; Actinopteri; Cypriniformes; Cyprinidae. The transcript is spliced from 6 exons. The record is from RefSeq and is a predicted model, not a curated record.